AUGACACCGUUCGAACAACAACUAGACAAAUUCUUACCAACCCUGGAUCUCGAAUUUGCUUCGCGGCACUCUAAACUACCACUGCGAUUGGGUUUGGACGAAUCAAGCGGCAAUGGUCCAGCAAAUGGAGUCAGAUACUUAGGGAACAAAGAAGAAUCGGAAGAAUAUGACGAGGAUUACACAACCGAAGCAUAUAUUGCUAAAUUCGGGCUGGGCCUUCAAAAGCUAGAAGCCCAAAAUCUGAUCAAUAUCACCAACUUGGCCUUUUGGAAAGCAUCGUCGCAGAAAGAUGGCAAUCCAAUCUCGUUUGCUCUAGACGACAACCCUCACAAUUUCUGGCAAAGCGAUGGGGCUCAACCACACUACGUUGAAGCAAGCUUUAGCAAGCGGGUCGAGAUCAUUCAGCUGGCCCUAUACUUGUCACUUGCAGUGGAUGAAUCGUACACACCGCAGGUGAUGAAGAUCUACGCCGGUCAUAGCGCAUCGGAUGCUACUCACUACAAGACCUUGGAGGUCCGCAACGUCAACUGCUGGGUCGCAUUGACUUUUGAAGACAACAGACCGCACGAUGCUCUUCUGAAAUGUCAAUAUCUGCGCAUAGAAAUCCCCGUCAACCAUGAAAAUGGCAAGGACACCCAUCUCCGGGGUGUCAGAGUGUACACACAGUAUUUUAGGACUCCAGUCGAAGGAUCUCUUCUUUUGGACUACUUUUCAGCUGGAAAUUUGCUGACUGAUUGUAAGCUGCGAUAA
Molecule: messenger RNA, 750 nt
Organism: Lachancea sp. 'fantastica'
Lineage: Eukaryota; Fungi; Ascomycota; Saccharomycetes; Saccharomycetales; Saccharomycetaceae
Source: the annotation of a GenBank genome assembly